GGGGAAGGUAUUGAAGCGGUAAGAAGAAGCCUAUUUAGGUGGAGUUGAAGGCCGCGCACCACUUCACUCAUGUUAGUUGCAGCAGGCGGAGCUGUAGCAAUGUCAAUUUUGAGCAACAGACGAUCGAAGAGAAGAAGAGGCUCCCUCUUGUGGAGUCUGACCGUAAUCCUGGUAGUCACAUGGAGAGGAGCUUCUGGGGGACAUCAUGGUAAUAACCAAAGUGGAAUGGAAAAAUUAUUAGCAGCUGGUCUCAUUGCCAAAGCCCUUGCUAAAGGUGGAGAGGAAGGCGGUGGAGGAGGAGGUGGAGGUGGACAUCAUUAUAUGCCAAUUCCUGUGCCUGUGCAUGGUGGAGGCGGAGGAGGGCAACAUCACCAUCAUAUUCACCACAAAUAUGUCCCGAUUCCGGUAAAGCAUCACACCAACUUUAUCAUCGCUCAUCACAAAGUACCAGUGCCUGUACAUGUACCAGUUCCUGUUGUCAAGACGAAAGUAAUACAUGUGCCUGUGGAAAAAACAAAAAUAGUACCCAUCAUAGUGCACAAGCCUCAUCAUUAUCCUCACAUGUCUCAUCACUCAGCAUCGACUACCUUAUACACAAAGAAGUAUCCUAAAUCCAGUCGUUCGCAGAUGAGCCAAAUAGCUUUGGCUACAGAUAAUAGAAACAAGCAAGUGAGAAUAACAAGUUUGGGAACAGUUCGACAAGUGAAGAAUCCAUCAUCAAAUUCCACUUCAGUGCAGUUUCAUCGGAAUUCCAGGGUACCAGAUAAAUGGAUUGUUGUGGUAAAGAACAAAAGGAGGCCUAGCAUCCGAAGGAAUGGACAAGAAGCUCUUCCUACAAACACUACUCAGAAAACGUAGCAGGCAAUUUUAAACAACCAACACAGACGGCCAAAUUCUGGAUUCAGGAACGUCGAUGAUCGCUGGUCUUCGUCUAAAUUACAACCGCCGAGCGGUAUAUUAAAGACGGCGCAGGGUUCCAUCAUCCACAUCCACACAUUUUACUGUACAUAAUAAUAACUUUAAUUCAGUGUCUGUGAAACAGUCUACAGAAAAUUUAUUGUAUUUUAUGAGGAACAAAAAUGUAUCCGAUGGGAAUUUCGUACAUGUUGAACAAGUUUUAGUUCUUUAUGCACUUGCAGUUCAGAUUUGUUGAGUUUAAUUGUAAGUGAUUUCGAAGACGACUGGAUUGUCAAAUGAAAGUUAGUUAUACUUCCAUAAUGUGUAGUUUUGGUAAAUAAAAACAACUGCAUUUUA
Messenger RNA from Stegodyphus dumicola, 1254 nucleotides. RefSeq lists its product as uncharacterized. Lineage: Eukaryota; Metazoa; Arthropoda; Arachnida; Araneae; Eresidae. The record is from RefSeq and is a predicted model, not a curated record.